Messenger RNA from Daphnia pulex (common water flea), 2030 nucleotides. RefSeq names its product transmembrane protein 115-like. Gene Ontology annotation, cellular component: membrane; Golgi apparatus. The coding region runs from base 111 to 1871 and encodes 586 amino acids. The transcript has 8 exons. The record is from RefSeq and is a predicted model, not a curated record. Gene Ontology annotation, biological process: retrograde vesicle-mediated transport, Golgi to endoplasmic reticulum. Lineage: Eukaryota; Metazoa; Arthropoda; Branchiopoda; Diplostraca; Daphniidae.
ACACCCAUCUGCUUGCUCAGUCUCUAUUCUCUCAUCUCCGGACAGUGUUUUGCUAGCAUUAAUUUUUAUUGUAUUAAUUAUUAUCGUAGUUCAAUUAAACCAGCCAAAAAAUGCCAACCGAAACUUUACCCGUCGCCGAUCAUCCCGAUACUCCUAACCGAAUGUACAUGGAAGAUCCCGAAAUUGAAUGGCGUACCGUUAAACCUAAUUACAGUGUAGUCAAUGCAAAAUAUUUGGCAGAACGAACCAAAUUUCACAAGGCAGAUUCGCUAGAAAAACUAGUCGAAAAUCUAGUCAAGACUUGGGAAAUGGAGAGUACACACAAAAUUAAAGUGAAAGAUUGGGGUACGGUAGAUCCCGAACGUUACAUUUUCCGGACGAACGGCGGAGCUCCCAAGGACCUGGAAAACAAUAUUCAGAACGGAAACUACAAUAUGAUGAUGGACAAUUCUCCUUUGUUUGAUGUUUCCAAAGAAACCAAUGCCUCCUCUCAUGCCCUUUUCAAAGAGUGCUUCCCCGAUGGAUUCGCUUGGGAACUACUGGAUCUUUUGUCAGGCCCCCCGAAGGUGUCGUUUACCUGGCGACACUGGGCUCACUGGACUGGCCCUUAUAGAAACAACCCACCCACUGGGGAGCUUAUGGAGUUGGUCGGAUCGUCGGUGGUGGAAGUCGAUGAAAAUCUAAAAAUUAUUGAUCUGCAAGUCUUUUUUGAUCCCCAUGCAAUGCUGGGUCGCUUGAUGAAAAGAAAAGAUGUCGAGGUCGAUCCAGCAGGUGACGGACCGACAAGUAUGGCGGCCCUGAAAACGCUGCACCGUAAUGUUCCCUAUUUGAAGCAGCAACUCUACGCCCUACUGGGAAACACGAGUUCGUCUGUCAAAAUUGUCUGCCUGAUGGUCUUCAUAGGUUAUUUCGUUUCAUACUAUGAUCCGGCCGUUCUUUUCCUUACUGUCACACCAGGCUAUGUCUUUCCUCCUGGUUUCCGAAUCUGGACCAUCUUUACGCAUUGCUUUGUAGAGUUUCACUUCUGGGAGGUCUGUGUUGAUGUUGUCACGAUUGGGUUGUGCGGCAAGUUGAUUGAGCCUCUCUGGGGCAAGAUGGAAAUGCUGACCUUCUUCACAUUGAUCAACACCUCUGUGGCCUUCUUUGGGGUCUUCUUCUACCUUGCCAUUUACAUGGCAACCUUCAACACAGAUGUCCUUUUCGAAGUUCACAUUCACGGUCUUUCUGGAUACAUAGCUGCAGUUUCUGUUGCUGUGAAACAGAUGAUGCCUGAUCAUGUUGUAAUCAGAACCCCAUUGGGAAAGAUGACCAAUCGAAAUGUUCCACUCUGUGUUUCCCUCUUGUCCAUCAUCCUUUACUUAGUUGGCUUGCUAGAAGGAGCAUAUCCCACUAUGUACACUACUGGAGUGGUCAUUGGGUGGUUGUAUCUCAGAUUUUAUCAAAGACAUAGCAAUGGCACAAGAGGUGAUAUGGCAGAUAAUUUCACUUUUGCAAGCUUUUUCCCAACAGUCAUGCAACCCCCAAUUGAAAUUUGCUCCAAAUUUGUGUACAACCUGCUAGUCGGGAUAAAAGUUUGCCGGAAGCCUGUAAGGAAAUACGAUGUGGGUGCACCCACAGCGAUAACGAUUAGUCUUCCGGGAACUGAUACGCACGACGCUGAACGUCGGAGGCAAAUCGCUCUCAAAGCUUUGAGUGAACGUCUGAGUCAGCAGGCAGAUUCAGGAUCGUCCUGGCCUAGUUUGGACGACGAUUCCCGGCCAAAGACCGAAGUGCAGGCUGGAGAUCAAUCAUCUACAGCAUCCAAUCCGGUCGAGCCUCUCACUGUUGCUGUUGAAAUAGAUCCAUCCACUUCUAAGCCGAGCAUAGCUUAGUGCAUUGAAUUUCGUCCAAUAUUUCUUGUAAAUACUGUCCGUUUUUUUCUCCUCUAUCCCUUCAGUCCAUCUCUGGAUUGUCUUUUAAUUAUGACAAAAAGAAACUGCAACAGAUAUAGUUAUGUCAGUGUCAUUGUAUUACAAUUUUUUUUACAUUGA